AUGGCUAUUCAUUUAUUAACGUCAAAAAUUCCUCGUGGAACUGUUGAAGCAGCAUUAAAUUAUGAAGCGAGUAUGAACAAAUUCAAAGUGUUGUCGAAAAGCGCUAUUACGUGGGCAGUUCUGGCUUUUAUGCUUUUUGGGGUGUUUUGGUCGGACUGUGCUUUAGCAACAUUGUUGAUUGGUAAAAUUUUGCCACUGGUUAAUGUCCAACCUAUAAUACGGCCUCUCGUAAUGCUUAUACUAUUGUUUAGUUGUUUAAACGCUCUUGUUUGUGCAUUUUUUGCUGCUGAAAAAUAUUGGCAAAAUUUUCGCUGCUACAAUCAACUGGCUGAACAAAAAAAUAUGAUGAGUACUAAUGCCAGAAGUGGUUAUAAAUUAUCGAUAUCCUUUGCUAAAAAUACAAAAUUUUUAUUUGACUGGUUAUCAGCAUUGCGCUUUGGCUCAGCAAAAAGUACUCCAUAUCGAAGUGCAGAAAUACGUGAAGGUCUUAUGGAAUCUCUAAAAGCAAAAGUUGGUUUUCCUAAAUCUUCGUCCAGUCGCCCUAUAAAUUCCAUCCAAACCUCAAAACAAGUCCAGGAUUUUUUGGAUAAGAGCUCUUUUUUGGAUGCAUCAGUUAUUAAUUGUUCGUCACCUAGCAGCAAUCGAUUUAGUCAUUCCGGAAGUUUUCCACAGUUACAGUUCAACCCAUCAUCUACAGGAAGUUCUACAUACCAACUUGGUAUUUCGAUGAGUGAGGAUGAUCAAGCAAAAGCUUCAAAUGAUGAAAACGGGGUUGUUUCACUUGUUACAGGUACCAUUGUUAUUACUUUAAAGAAAUGUAGCAGAAUUAAAUUUACAAGUUCACGUGUCUCGUUAUCUCCAAUUCCUCUUAACCUUGUUGAUGUGCCAUUAGAUGUUACUGGAGGUUCACCAGUUGAUAAAAAUAUUUCGAAUGGAGCGUCCAAUAUAAACGAUGAUAAAGAAGAUAAUAUAUCAUUUCGUGUAGCCCAUAAUGCUUCUCGGAAUAUUGCUAAAAAAUCGGUUUCUUCAACUCCACCUACCCUUCAACGAUCAAAUAGUAUUGAACGUCGAAAAGCUAUGAGUCCGAGGACGCGUCAUUUAGCCAAUUUGUCCGAUAGCCCUUUUGCUGCACUGCUUUCUGACACAUCUCCUGAGACAAAUUUUUCUACAUUCACUCGUCAAAUCCCGCUCACAUCAGAUGAAAUUAUGAGCCAAUAUAAGAUAGAUGCCAAACGUUUUGCGAUUGGUGAGCGAUAUCUUAGAAUAUGGAUCUCGCAAACCAUACUUUGUCCUCUUGUUUCAUCUAUUGAUGAUGUUAAUCAAAUUCUUUCUAAGGAAUAUGCCCAUUCGCAUUUGAAGAUCGGUCAGUCAUCGAUCGAUGCUCUAGAAUCAGCAGUUUCUUCGAAAGUUGAUCUGUUGAGUACAUCUUUGCCUUAUAUUAUUCCUUACCUAAAAGUACACGAGAAGCAAGCCUAUGUCGUAGAACGCGCUCGAACUCUUGCUAAAGACUCUUGUAUGAAAGAAUAUUAUUGGAAUUCCGGUGGAGACGAACCAUUAGAGUUUGUGAAAAAUGGAGGAUUCAAGGCGUAUAAUCCUACAUACGGACCGUGGGGUGAACAUUUACCUACGGAUGCUGCCUUAAUUUGGUCGUGGUUUUGUGUAUAUUUUGAUACAAAAUUGUCUGUUCACCCAUUGGCGGAGAAUCUUCAAGGGCCCUUUUCUUCUAUUUAUUUCCUCAAAAAGCCUUUUAGGCCUUCAGCUAUCCAGUGUUCAAAGGACUCGUUCUAUAUACAUCAAAAUAACGUGCAUCCCCCUCAUUUUGAAUUAGUUAUUCGUGGUGGUCGCGAGCGUUUUGAAGUUGGGCGUGGUCCGAGAAAUCUUUGGCGAAUUAUUCUUCUUUUCAUUCAGCAUGCAAGGCUUUUCAAUAAUAACUGUUUUGGGAAUGUGCGUCUUGAUGAAACUGGUGCCAAUAUUUCAUGGGUUCUUGACUAA
This is a messenger RNA of Dracunculus medinensis (Guinea worm), 1992 nucleotides long. Lineage: Eukaryota; Metazoa; Nematoda; Chromadorea; Rhabditida; Dracunculidae. The record is from the annotation of a GenBank genome assembly.